Molecule: messenger RNA, 8759 nt
Organism: Amoebophrya sp. A120
Lineage: Eukaryota; Dinophyceae; Syndiniales; Amoebophryaceae
Source: the annotation of a GenBank genome assembly
CCGUUAUUCUUAUUAAGUGAAUCCCAAUAGAUACUUCGAUAUCCACAUCUUUCUUCGUUGACGUCACAAUGUCAUCACAAGAACGCACGGCAGCCUCGGCGAGGAAUAAAAAUGCCACGAUCGCAAGGCAUCUGGCGUCUUUGCAGAAGGAAAGUUGUGCGCUGUCGAGAAAAAUCUUCGCUUCGAAGUUGAAGUACGGACUAAAUCACUCCGUCGUCGGCUUGAAGUUCCUCAAGAAGGAAAACAAAGAGUCGAGGCAUUUGUUGGGAACGUGCUUCUUACCUUUGAUUCCAGAGGAGCAUCACCCGAAACAAGACGACGAGGAGGGUGCGAAAAGCUUUCUCCUGAACGCUUACCAGGACCGAGCAGCGGAAACCAGUCCGGGGUACGGUACUCAAAUUGCGGUGUUCGAUCUGGUUUUGGAUGAGUGGCGCAGUUUUCUUCUCGACAACGUCGAGGAGUUCCAGGUCCUGCAGAAGGUCGGCAAAGCGAAGGAGUUUAUCUCGCACCACAUUUUCCCCUCCGGGUUUGUCGACGAUUUUUCAGACGAUUUCGUUGACUUAGGAAAGAAAACCGAGGAGGAUGAGAGCAGUAGCCGAAGUGCAUGCGGUCCUGGCGGUUCCGGGAACGGCCACGACACCACGCGGAAAAAGGUGACGCCGUCCGAGCGGACGACGGUGCUGGCGCGAUUCCUGGCGAAGUUCAAGUACCUCGGAGGCCUGCAGAAGGAAGAGGAGAGACGGAGUGACCUGCCGGUUUGGGCUGCUGCAGCCGCAGGAGCAAAGGGGAAUAAACCAGGAGACCUCCGUACGGAAACUUCGACUGCGCGUGACAAAGUGAGAGGCAAGCGCGUGUACGACACGCUGCGGAAAUACGCGGCGGAAAAUGAGCCGGAAGAUGAAGCGCAUGAUAGUACUCCGGUCCCCGAAGGCGUCGGGGUGUUGCACGUAGACGACAUGCAGCACAUGAAUAACUACAGCUCUGCGACGUCAUCUAGUGGACCAGCGACGUCGGCUGCAGCGCGGCACAACAAAAAGGAACAAACCCAGCUGGAACAUCAAAUUGCCAAGGGGCAAGCCCCCGCUGUGCUGAGUAAGUACAAAACAACUUUUAACGACAUUUUUGACGCCAACUUCGGCGCUGGCACCGACUUAGAAAUGUUGGCCGAUGACGUGUUGAAAAGUUUCAAAGAAAUCGGCGGGCUUUUGCAAGAGGCCAACGACUAUGCAAGAUUGAAAAUUAUACCGAUCUGGGUCUGGUUUUGUAUAAAUGCGCGAUGAACUUUCGUUCUUCGUUGUUUCUGACAGGGCUGGAAUUGUUUGCUGUGCACGCGAAAUAAGUACAUGAUAAUUUGACGUCGUAUAAUUGGAAGCCUAGUACGGAAACAACAUCUACUUGUGGUCAGGCUCCGAUGGGGUCUGGAACAAGUGAUUGGUCUGUAAACUCGAGAAUCAGAUGAACCACGUAUGGAUCAUGUGCAUUUUUCAUUUUCCAACCCAGAUCGUUUUUAUCAGUUGAUACCGACGAGCACUACAGCGGCAACAGCGAUUUGUACACGCAGUACGCUGCGACGCUCCAGCGAGCUGGGUUUGUUGCGUUUGAUGAGGCACGCGGAACGAUGGAUCAGAGUCAGACCAUCGCGAUCGUGAAGGAGUUCUUUCAAAUCGCCGGACGGGACAAGGACCAGCUGGUUGUGCACGUGAGCAGCCAUGCUGGUCCGACCGGGGAGGCGGCGACGAGGAACAGCGAAGAAGAAGAAGACGCGCUUCCCCUGCCGGUCCCCGACGCGCUGAUUGAAAAGCAGCGGUAUCCGCAGCUGCACCUGGACUACAAUUGCGCGCGCUUGAUUGCGACGAAGGCAGCACGAGAAAAUAAUGAUCAUGGAGGUGGUCCAUCGUCCAGUAGUAGCACACCAGCGGCGGUGGAGCAGUCGUGCUCCCGAACAGCUGCACGGGGGCAGCAAGUACUGAAAGUGAAAGAAGUGCUGACGUAUUUUGUCAGCGACCUGGUCCUCCUUUCGCGCACCGAUACGUCCUUGGCCAGGAAGGCCAUGGAAAUCGUCCGGAUUGCCUACGGGCAAUUGUCCCUGUUUUCCCAGCAGUUCGAGUUCGAGUUGAUGCGCGACAUCGUCUCCAACCGGCAAUUUUCGGAAUGGUCCUGGAACAAAACGAAAGUGAUCGAGGGAGAGAGGCCGAUUUUUCAGCAGCAGGAACAGUACGCACUGGAGCAGAACCGCUACCUGCGCAAGUUGUAUUACAGUGAAAAGUGCCCCCCACCCCCGAAGUUGCAAAAAUUUGUGAUGCGAAGUUUCCAAAUGAAAACUUUUUGUCAUGCAUGCAUGAAAGGAGUAUGAAUCUUUCUGAUGCAGAUUCUAGUCGUGUUUCGCAUCGCUUGCAUGACAAGCGCCGCUCUUGCUGGGAUCUUUUGCAAUGCAAAUUUUUGCUAUUCACGAUCGGAAAUCUGUGAUGCUGAUACAUGCAAGAGGGCGAAUGUUUCAUUUGGAAAGGUUUGCAAUACAAAUGCUUUCAAGUUCGGGGGUCGUGGGGGCAUUUUUCAUUGUAAUAAGUUGCAGAAGUACUUCAUCCCGCAGAAGUAUCUGAAGACGAUCGACCGGAAGAGGGGGAAGGUGAUCACGAACUUGCUGCACAAGUUUGUGUGCAACGACAUCGGGUGGCAUAUGGAGUUCUCAAAUGUUACAUUCUCAACUGUUACAUGAAUUUGUCAUGCAAAAACACUAUCACUCUUAACACGAUCAAGCCUUCUCCGCAUGACAACUUCUUGACGCGCUAGAUAGCAUUACAAUCUGCUCCUAACCUGUAAUGCAAAAGGCGCAACAUUUUCCCUUUCAAUUUUGCCAUUCUUGCAUUACAAAUUUCAUGUAACAGUUGAGAAUGUAACGUUUGAGAACGCCAUAUGGCAGCUGUGGCACAGCUACAGCCAGCUCGUGCCCUGGAGCAUGACGAAGUGGGAACACAUAUCCUGAGUAAAAACGUACCCACACCAGAGUUGUAAUGCAGAUUUGCAAAGACAGGAAGACUUGUAAUGCGCAUCCCCAUGAGAGCCAUUUCCAGUCGUGUUUUGGAAUUUGUGAUGCUGUGAACAGGAUGAGCAGCUGGAUUUGUGAUGCGGCUGCACUUUCUAACCUGCACUACACUACAGAGUGCAACUUGUCAUGCGUGACUCACAAAACUCCUAGGUUUGUGUUGCAAAAUCCCCAUCCUGACUCUGGUGUGGGUACGUUUUUACUCAGGAUAACACAAGAUUAUCACCAACAAGCUGUUCCGGCGAAGCAACAGAUACCCACCGGAAGCGGUGUCCUUGCAGAAAAUGUUGACCCGGUGGAACUAUCGGCGGACGAUGGAGCUGAUGCUCUACGCCGAGGAACUGCAGCAGCUUGCGGACAUCCAGUGGUACGAUUUGACCAAAAUCAAACUCACGAAAGCGACCAGGACCGUGGCAGUACGGAUUGGAAAUGAAUGAUACUUGUUAUUGUUUUCGAUCUGGGUCCUCUGCUGGAGAGAUUUGGCCAUCUUUUUGGCGAUGCUCGGCCGUAUUAAAGCCUCCAAUUUUUUUGAAUGCAUGGCGCGGAAGCAGAGCCGUGUCAAGAACGACAGAAGCUUGCCUUUAUGUGCGCAAGUGCGACUUAACGCGCUAGGUAUGUGUGUUGAGCAUGUAAUAGAAUAGAUUUUCAAAUUUUGUAUAAAUCAUGCGUGAGUCAGUGUCAGAGUCAGACUCCAAGUCUGUUUGUCAUUGUAACUGACAUGAUGUCGGUCUGUAGGACGCGUAUUAUUGAUGAAUUAAGUAAGUACUUUUCUAUCUAAGUGGGCUUUCCACACGACCCAGAUUGAAGAUAGAUCAGUUGCAUUUCAUAGGCCGGCGCGGUCCGCAACCUGUUUCGGAUCAACGUACCUGGGCUGGCGGAGAAGCGUCCGUCGGUGCUCAAGGGAGAUAAGCUGUGGGUGCGUCAAAGCGACAACAAUAAGAAGAAAAAGAACAAGAAAGCGACAGCGACUUCUUCCUCUUCUGCGGCGAACAAAACCUAUGUUGCGUACGUGUGGUUCGUGAACAUUGAUCACGUGAUUGCGAGCUUUGACGCCGAGUUUGGCUCCGCGGAGGACUUGGAUAACUCCUAUGAUGUGCGAUUUAUGCUGAACGAUUUUUCCCUGCAAGUGAUGCACGACGCGAUCAGGCACCCCUACGUGGCCGAGUGGUUUGGAGAGAAUUACGAAAACUUCAACACUUGUGCCGAAAUUGCGAAAAAGAAGGAAAUGGAAAAGGUGGUCGCGAGCAACAACUCUUACACCAAUAGCGUCUCGGGCCUUGCGGUCGGGUAUGAUGGGCAAAAUCAGCAGUACCAACCGCAGCAGAUCUUUCACCCCAGCUUCAACUUCUUCGCGCCACAGACAGCUUCUACUACCGCGGCAGCAAUCUCGGCAGCGAACCAGCAUCUCGUGUUACAGCACCAACAAACACCAGGUCCCCCAUAUGCAACAGAGUACCACAAUCCGACCUACGCGAGUCUCCCAGGGGCCGGAUCAUCAUCCGCGUACUACGGGACCAAUGCGGUCUACGGAGAAGCCCAGCUUCCGUACAACCAACAGGGUAGCCAUACUGUGAGCUACUUUCAACCUGUCGUAGACGUGAAUAGCGCGUUCCAACAGAAUCAAGGCGUCACCACAUAUAAUCGCGUGGUCGUCUACGAGUCCCUAUCCUCUACAAAAGUCUAUUUUACUUCUACUACAGUGCCACCAAUUUCCAACUUCUAUGAGACUCUUUUGUACUUAAUUAUUUCGCGUAUUGCUCCGUCUUUUGGAAAGCUUAUCGGCUUUUUUACAGUGACAUUUUCUCUACGGUGCGUAUGCACGGCUUUUGUUGUCAUACAGUGUUGCAGUUGGGCUUAGGAUCUAUUCUUGGUGGUGUCGUCUGGUAAAUAAACUUUUGCAGAGGAUACUCGUCUCUGGACGAUCGCGUGGCGACGUACGACCAGCAGAAUCGGUGGCGUCAGCCGGAGCUGAAUACGGAGCAGAAGCAAGCGGUCGCUAUGGUGUUGUGCAAGCCGUCCGCGCCGGUGAUUCUGUGGGGCCCGCCGGGCACCGGGAAAACGAAGACGCUGGUGGAAACGAUCUACCAGGUUCUUUACACGGAAGAGCAGCCACGAAUUCUCGUAUGCACGCCCUCGAACCACAGCGCGGAUCUCGUCGUGGACCGGUUGAUAGAUCUCGGCGUCACCCACGACAAGAUGUUUCGCUUAAACGCCCGGUCCCGGGAUCUGGAGGACUUGAAAAGCGAAUUCCCGAAGGUGCUGUACGGGACGUCCGGGCACGGGUACUGCGGUUCCGAUCCGCAAAACCUGCCGAGCCGCGAGGAGCUCCAGUCCUACAAGCUCAUCGUCUGCACGUGUGUCACUGCCAACGUGCUGUUUCAGCACGGUUUUGGGCCGGACGUGACGGGGGUGGGGGGAGAUUCAGCAGGUAGUCAGGGGGCGUAUUACGACACGCAGAAGAAUCAGUGGGUUCAAAACAGCAGAACAACUGUUGGUAAUAAAAAUCCUUCCGAAAAGAAGCUGAGUCGGAAAGAGAUUUCGCGAUCCGCCAAGAAAAACCCUUACUUCACGCAUUUAUUGAUCGACGAAGCAGGCCAGGCGCUGGAGCCGGAGAUCGCUGUCCCGCUGAAGGUGACGGGCGAAGAUUCGGUGGUGGUGCUGUGCGGCGACCCGAACCAGCUGGGGCCGGUCGUGCGCUCCAAUGUGUGCAAGAAGUUCGACUUUCACCACUCGACGCUGCAGCGGAUCGCGAAGAAACGGGAGCUGCUGGCCACCUUCAUGAACAACAACAAGAAGAAGGGAGGAGGACACCAGCAGCCGCAGACAGGAACAAGGAAUACAACUUCGCGUGGCACUGCCGAGCCAGAAAAUGCGUACGCGAACGUGACCGCGGCGACCAGCUCCUCCUAUCAGACACAGCAACGGGAAACGCAGCGGCAGCGACUCGAACUGCUGAAGAAGGGCUGUGUGUUGCUCCGCGUCUCCUACCGCGCGCACCCGCAGUUGGUGAAUUUGUACUCCAGUCUCUUCUACAACAACGCGACCACCUCCUGCGUACAUGACCAACGCAUGAACAACAUAUGAAAUGCAAAAGUAUCGUACUAGUAGAAAUCGCAUGACAAAUUUCCUCAGCAUGAGAAAUGAAAUUUGUAAUGGGGAUUUGACCACCACCACUUGAGAAAGAAACUUGUAAUGCGUGACUGCGAUUAGUACGAGUGCGAUACUUCUUUUGCACAGGAUACAACGCGGGCAGCUACCACAACAGCUUGGAGCAGUUUAUGGCGUUCUCAAACGUUACAUUCUCAACUGUUACAUGGAUUUGUGAUGCAAAAACAGCGAAUAGGGAAAGGUUGGGCGAGCUUGCAAGUCUCGCAUCACAUUUAGACGCUGCCUAGCCCUUCGAGACUUUGUCAUGCGAAGCAGCUUGAUAGUCUGGCGGCUCAUGAUCAUUUUGCAUGACAAAUCGUGUAACAGUUGAGAAUGUAACAUUUGAGAGCGCCAUACAGUUUUCCCAGUUCCGGUACUGGUCCCGAAUUCGAAAUCACAUGGAUUUCCCGUUCCUCUUCGUGCACGUAUGAGAGUGCACAAGUCGUCUUUCCCGAUGCUGUUUCAGGUGCUGCAGGCGUUGUCCGGCAAGGCAGUGCUGAAAUGCAGUGCUUGUCGUUGCGUUUUACUUUUAUUUGCAUGGCACUACUCCAUCAAUUUCAGUAGAAAUACUUGAGCGCCGUCACUCAGACUUAGAGAGAGAAGUUGUGCACUCUGAUACCACGUGGAGGGCAAGGAGAACCGGGAUUACGACAGCUAUCCUGAGUAAAAACGUACCCACACCAGAGUUGUCAUGCCAAUCUGCAUGCCAAAAAAGUUUCUCAUGCGGAGCCCCAUGCGAAAGCGAACCAUUUUCUCGCCGUGUUUUGGGAUUUGUGAUGCUAGAAUCAGCAUGAUAUCCUAGAUCUGUGACGCUUCGGAACUAGCUAAACAGGAUUACACUACGAGGACAAACUUGUAAUGCGAAACAACCAAAGGUGGCUGAUUUGUCUAGCGGAUUUCCCAGCUUGACUCUGGUGUGGGUACGUUUUUACACAGGAUAACAGCCCGAGUUGGUUUAACGAUGUGGAAAUCGAAACCCUGUGGGAGUAUUUGACCUCUCUGUUUCAGGAGUUUGGCGAGGGCGAUCCGCGGCACUUACCGGGAUCGCCGCACUACUUUCCCGGCGGCACGACGGGCCAGUUUCUGAAGCCCCAGAGCGUCGGCGUCAUUGCGCCCUAUCACAAGCAAGUCAUGAAGCUGAAGGCGAAACGGAUGGCCUAUGGCCGCCAGCUGCACCCGCAAGCCGCCGCUGCGCUGAAAAUUGGAAGUGUGGAAAACUUUCAGGGGCAGGUAUCUAUGUUGAAUCAUCGGUACUUCUUGCGGCAAUCGUUGUUCGGAUAAGUAAAGCUAAUUUUUUUCCGUUGGUGCUACGCCAUGAAUGAUAGAAGUUGGAGAUGGCAUUUGGAUUUGCAGUUCCGGACUUCCUGGAUCAUGUUGUCUGAUUGUUAUUACUUGAAUGAUUUCCCCCGGUAUAGAAACUUCUACGAAACGCUACACAGGAAAACGACGUGAUUUUCAUGUCGACCGUGCGCUCGAAGUUCGACGACGAGAUCAAGCAGGACCUUCGCAUGAUGCUCGGCUUCGUCGGUUCCCGGCAGCGGCUCAAUGUCGCGCUGUCGCGCGCCCGCCAGCUGCUGGUCAUCGUCGGCAAUGGGAAGCUCUUGUCCUUUAUCAACUGUAAAAAUGUCUGGGUCUGGAAGAGUCAUGCUGUUUCUGCAUGACACAGAAGGUCUGGCAUGGAAGCUCUAGCAUCACAGGUCCCGAGAAGCUUCCGCAAUGCCGAACCCGCAUGACAAAUCCCCCAUUUUGGUGACAGAAAGUGAGUAGCUUUUGCUACCUAUGCAUGAGAGAUUUUUGUGUGUUCUGAAAUGCGCAUCACAGGUUACAUCCUUCCAGACCCAGACAUUUUUACAUUUCAUAUCCUUGGACCGCUCGUGGAACGUCCUGCUGCGCAUGGCCUGUCGCUGUGGCAUAUCAAAAGUAAAAGUGUCUGGGUCUGGAAGGAUGCGAACUUGUCAUGCAUAUUUUCCAUGCCCCAUGAGGUCUGGAAUGCACGACCUAGCAUGACAGGUUUUGCGAAGUCUCUAUCAUCCCAAUCCUGCAUGAGAAACUCCCUCCAAAGUUGGUCGAAAGUGGACAGCUUUUCGCACUCACGCAACACAGAUUUCUGCAUGAUUCGGAUUUAGCAUGACAAGUUGCAAUCUUCCAGACCCAGACACUUUUACAGUUGAUAUGGCAGCGUCCACGGGAAGUUGCGGGAGAGCGAUUUGAGGCCGCACGAGCAGAGCAAGACCGUGGAGGGCUUUGAUUUGGAACUGUUGCACCAGCAAAACGACCCGACCGAGUUCUUCGCGAACUGCGACCUGCCCUGGCGGAGUGCGGAGCAGAUUUAAAAUUUGAAGUUUUGGCAUCAUGCACUCAACAUGAUACUGAUAGAUAAACGAAUGCAAUAACUAAUUUUUCCACGAUCACGCAGAACAAGAAGAGUCGAGUGACCUGCUCGACGAGUUGGAACACUUUUGCGGCGGCGGUGGGGGUGGAGUGUCGCCCGUUGCAUUUCGCAAAGUGACUGAAGAUAUGAAGUGACUUGCUGUGCUACCUCAACCUCAGAGCUCCUUGUUUUCAGGAU